This is a messenger RNA of Xenia sp. Carnegie-2017, 3549 nucleotides long. RefSeq names its product inverted formin-2-like. The record is from RefSeq and is a predicted model, not a curated record. NCBI's taxonomy places the organism in Eukaryota, Metazoa, Cnidaria, Anthozoa, Malacalcyonacea, Xeniidae. Gene Ontology annotation, molecular function: actin binding; small GTPase binding. Gene Ontology annotation, biological process: actin cytoskeleton organization.
GUAUAGUCGGUCCUGCGACAAAACGUGUACUGUCGUGUCAAUUGGCGGAAAUUCCAUUUGAGUGGGUGAUAUUUAUAGACAUGUAUUCUGUACACACUUAUUCCACAAAGACACUUGAAGGUAUAUUGUGUCAUUGUCAUAAGACAGGUUGGCAAUUUUAAAACUAUUUUAUUUUGUAGUUCGGAGUUCAAACGUAGACAGUAUAUUGUAAACAAUAUGAGUACAAAAAAGAUUUGGGCAAGUUUAAAAAAGAAAGCUGUCAAUAGCAAGUCUGAAGAAGCCAACAAGGUAGACACAGAAUCCCUAGCGGCGGCUGAGCCUGAGUUAUGUAUACGUCUUAUAACGAAACCAACAGUUCAAAAUUACUCUGGAAUUAAAUCAAGAAUAAAGAAAGCAAGUGCGGAUUGGCUUCAAGAGUUCUUAAAUCUCGGGGGACUAGAGGCUUUAUUUCUGUCUUUGGAAAGGCUUAGCGACAAAACUAUUUGUAGUUUUGUCGACGCUUUCAUUCAGCUGGAAGCGGUGCAAUGUAUUAAAGCAGUAAUGAACUCAAAAGCUGGACUCGACUACAUGAUUCAAAGUGAAAACUUUACUAGGGAGCUCACAACAGUUCUUUCCACUGAGAACACCAUGGUGAAGAAACAAGUGGUUGAAUUGCUGUCAGCGUUAUGUUUAUAUUGUUCAAGAGGAUACGAGCUUGCACUUGAUGCACUUGAAAACUAUCGUUCUGUGAAAGGUCAACGCUAUCGCUUCAGUGUCGUUGUCAAUGAAUUAAAACAUUUAGAAAUUAUGCCCUAUAUCAGUUCAUGUGUUGCCUUCGUUAAUGCCAUUAUUUUAUCGACGGAUAACUUUCAGCAACGAGUGAAAGUAAGAAACGAAUUUAUAGGUAUUGGAUUAUUGGAACAUCUCAAUGAGCUUAAAAACGAAGAAGACGAAGAUUUACUUGUGCAGAUUGAUGUGUUUGAAGAGCAGCGUCUAAACGAUGAAGAUGAUCUUAACACUGGAGUAAAUUUAAACAGUCAUAACGACGUCUUUCAAGCAUUAUUUCAAAAGAUAUCCUCAAAACCUUACGCAAUGAAUUUUUUGAACAUUCUUCAAUCGCUAUUAACACUAGAUCAUGAGUGUAAGGAAACAGAUCAAAAGUGGUUGAUAAUUGAAAAUUUUAUCACAAAGAUUUCACUUAUGGACGAUGUUCGAAAUUUGAAUAACAUAAGAAUCAAUGAAGAUCUAAUAUCAAAUAUUCAAGUUUCAGUAAAGAAAUCUUCCAUUCAAGAAAAACCAUUGACGAAAGACAAGUAUACGUCAACGGAUCUUAAACUAAAAUUGACAAAUAAUCCAUCAGAAAAUAAUUCUUCAGGUGUUCCUGAAAAACAUGAUGUUGUCACACAGACUUCAUUAUCUAUUUCUUCCAUGCCUGUUGUGCCAUCUUCAUCUUCGCAUUCAGGGAUGCAUGAUGCUUCGGAACCACUUUCAAACAACCCAGAAAACUCCUCUCACUCAUCAACGAAAACUGGAACCAUCCCAUCUCCACCACCAUUGCCUGGAGCAGGUGGUGUUCCACCUCCACCACCAUUGCCUGGAGCAGGUGGUGUUCCUCCUCCACCACCAUUACCUGGAGCAGGUGGUGUUCCACCUCCACCACCAUUACCAGGAGCAGGUGGUGUUCCACCUCCACCACCAUUACCUGGAGUAGGUGGUGUUCCACCUCCACCACCAUUACCAGGAGCAGGUGGUGUUCCACCUCCACCACCAUUACCUGGAGUAGGUGGUGUUCCACCUCCACCACCAUUACCUGGAGCAGGUGGUGUUCCACCUCCACCACCAUUACCAGGAGCAGGUGGUGUUCCACCUCCACCACCAUUACCAGGAGCAGGUGGUGUUCCACCUCCACCACCAUUACCUGGAGCAAAAGGAGUUCCACUUCCUCCUAUUCCUGGAGCACCUGGGGUACCACCUGUUCCUACUGUAAUGUUUGGUACUCCUGGAGCUUUUAAUUCGUCUACCACAUCAAGUACAGCACCAUUAGUGCAACCUAAAGCCAAAAUGCGUACAUUACAAUGGGCAAAAAUACCACCAAUGCUAGUAAAUAAAAACUACAAGAACAUCUGGAUUAGAGUUGGAAAGAUUGCCCCAAUACAAGCCAAAUUUGAGCUAAGCGAAGAAUUAUUCAGUCAAAAAACAAAAACUGCUCCUGUUAAAAAAGAAGAAGCGAAAAAAGAACCAAAAGUGAUAAGUCUUCUUGAUCCGAAACAGAGCUUGAACAUAAAUAUAUUUCUCAAACAAUUUAAAAGACCAAUCGAUAAAAUCAUUGAAAGCAUAAAGAAUGGGGAUAGCAAAGCAUUUGAUCCUGAUGCUCUAAAGGGAUUUCUUAAGAUUUUACCUGAUACAACUACUGUUGCUAUGCUCAAGGAGUUCAAAGGUGAUAAGGAAAAAUUAGGAAAUGCGGAGAAAUUUCUUCUUGCUUUGAUUGUCGUACGUCAUUAUAAACUUCGGUUAGAAGGAAUGAUUGCCAAAGAAGAAUUUAAAUCGACUGUGGAUAUGUUGAAUGAAAAAAUUGAUAUUUUACUUCAAGCUACUGAAGAUAUUUUGAAGAACGACGUUUUACCCGAAAUACUUCAUCUUAUCUUGACGAUUGGAAACUUCUUGAAUUCGGGAAGACGAGCUGGGAAUGCUAUUGGAUUCAAGAUUGAUUCACUGACAAAACUUGUGGACACUAAGGCGAACAAACCACGGAUGAAUUUGAUGCAUUUCCUUGUUGAGGUAGCAGAAGAGAAACGUUCAAGAGUUUUAUCGUUUUCAGAUAAUAUGAAGUAUUUGAAUGAUGCCUCAAAGUUAAAUCUUGAUAAUCUCUCGGGUGAAUUAUCUACAUUACGAAAGAAUAUUAAUUCGUUGCAAAAAUCAAUGGAGAAAGGAGAUGAUGAUGUGAAAAAACAGUUAGACUCGUUUAUUAAGGAUGCCUUUAAAGAAAUUGAAAAAAUUGAUGAAAAAUUGAAAAAAUUGAACGAUUUAAGACAUGAAUUGGCAGAAUAUUUUUGUGAAGAUGAAUCAAGGUUCAAACUUGAAGAUCUUCUGAACGUUUUUAAAACAUUUUGUAAUCAUCUUGACAAAGCAAAGGAGGAAAACGAAAUUCGUCGUAAACAAGAAGCAAAACAAGCAGAACGAGAAAGAAAAAGAAAGAAGCUGAAAAAUGGAGGAAAUAAAAUAAAAGGAAAACCAAAGCCACCUGUACAGGAAGAAGAAUGUAUUAUUGAUAAUUUGUUAAAAGAAAUAAGACAAGGGUUUAAACUAAGAAAACACUCUGUAUCACCAACAAAUGCUCCUUGUCAAGUUCAAAAAUUAGCAGAACAAAAGAAGGACAUACAAAAAUGAAGUCAUUAUGGAAAAUGAUUCCACACUAGAAAGGAAAAGCGAUACAGGCUUUAGAAGAAAGACCAGCCAUAGACUGUGGAGGAAUCCUUUCACAAAAGAAAAGGAAAUAAAAGCUAGCGGGCAUGGGAGCAAGGAAAUAAAAAAAGAUAAGGAAAUAAAAGCUAGGCAUGAGACAAAUAAAUA